Molecule: messenger RNA, 1662 nt
Organism: Vigna radiata var. radiata (mung bean)
Lineage: Eukaryota; Viridiplantae; Streptophyta; Magnoliopsida; Fabales; Fabaceae
Product: polygalacturonase 1 beta-like protein 2
Exons: 4
Coding region: 69-1505 (478 amino acids)
Source: RefSeq, a predicted model, not a curated record
UAUAUAUCUCUUGAGGUUUAUAUGUUUCUUCGUAUCAGUUUCUCAGCAUUAACCACUUUGCUUCUGCUAUGGAGUUUCAGUGCCUUGCAUUGUUUUUUUCUCUCAUUGUGAUACUGAUGGCUGCUCAGGCUGCCUUACCUCCAGAGGUUUACUGGGAAAGGAUGCUUCCAAACACACCAAUCCCCAAAGUAAUCAGAGAAUUUUCUAAGCUAGAUGGUGACAAAGAGAUUGCAUUAGAAGACAGACUCCUUAUUGUUCCGUAUGGUGAUAAGAAAAAUGAAUUGCAAGAUGACGUCCAAGACAUUUCAUCACAAGAAUUUCCUAAGAAAAAUGAAUUGCAAGAUGGUGGCAAAGAUAUUGCAUUAGAAGACAGACUACUUAUUGUUCCGUAUGGUGAUAAGGAAAAUGAAUUGCAAGAUGGUGGCAAAGAGAUUGCAUUAGAAGACAGACUUCUUAUUGUUCCGUAUGGUGAUAAGAAAAAUGAAUUGCAAGAUGACGUCCAAGACAUUUCAUCACAAGAAUUUCUUAAGAAAAAUGAAUUGCAAGAUGGUGGCAAAGAGAUUGCAUUAGAAGACAGACUCCUUAUUGUUCCGUACGGUAAUAAGAAAAAUGGAUUGCAAGAUGACGUCCAAGACAUUUCAUCACAAGGAUUCCCUAAGAAAAAUGAAUUACAAGAUGGUGGCAAAGAGAUUGCAUUAGAAGACAGACUCCUUAUUGUUCCGUAUGGUAAUAAGAAAAAUGAAUUGCAAGAUGAUGUCGAAAAGAUUUUAUCACAAGACGAGAAUCCUCUUAUUUAUAAGAAAGAUGGUGUUGUUCUUCGAGGAAUAGGCCCAAUUUCUAAUCAUCAUCAUCAUGAUCACUCAAAACCAACUAUAUAUUUCUUAGAAGAAAAAUUGAGGCGCGGCGCAAAAUUGGAUGUGCAGUUCCCUAAAAGAAAAUUUUCAACCCCGUUGUUGACCCGUGAAAUUGCAGAACACUUACCAUUCUCAUCAGAAAAGAUAAAUGAAAUAUUAGAGAUUUUGGCUGUGAAGCCAGAUUCUAAGAAUGCUGAGAAUGUGGAGGAAACUCUGAAGUUCUGUGAAAUGCCUACACUGAAUGGUGAAGAAAAACACUGUGCAACUUCAAUAGAAUCCAUGGUAGACUUUGUCACUUCUAAACUUGGCAAUAACGCCCAUGUUACUUCUACAGAAACUGAAAGCAAGUCCCAAAAGUUCAUAGUUAAAGAUGGAGUGAAGAUUUUAGCAGAAGAAGAGAUAAUUGCAUGUCACCUAAUGAAAUACCCAUAUAUUGUGUUUUACUGCCAUAAGAUAUCGAAUAGCACUCUACAUUUUGUACCAUUGGAGGGAGAAGAUGGAACUAGGGUUAAAGCUGUAGUAGUGUGCCACAAAGACACAUCAGAAUGGGAUCCAAACUAUAUUGCAUUCCAUGUUCUCAAAGUCAAGCCUGGGACCAGUCCUGUGUGUCAUUUCUUCCCUUACGGUCAUCUUAUUUGGUAUGCUAAAUAGGGUUAACUAAACCUAUCAUGCCAUCAAUACUAUCCUUAUAUUAAAUAAGGCAUUUCUGGAUUGUGUGAUCAUGUAAUCUUUCAUCCUACAAUAUCUUUCUCUUUGUUCGGAAUUAUGUAAGAUAUCAUGAAUAAAAAAAUGAUGAUGAUGUGAUGUA